Molecule: messenger RNA, 1395 nt
Organism: Durusdinium trenchii
Lineage: Eukaryota; Dinophyceae; Suessiales; Symbiodiniaceae
Source: the annotation of a GenBank genome assembly
AUGCUAUCAGGUAUGACUAUAACACACAUCACUUCUCGGUGCCCGCGACUGGGAAUCAUUCCCUACACGGUUGCACUGCUGAUAGUCGGCUACUGCAUUGGAUUUCUGGAUAUUGAAACUGGUGGCGGUUUGGGAACGCUGUCCCAAAGUAUCAGCCUUUGGAUCGCCAUGGAUCCGCACCUGCUCCUAUUUGCCUUUCUUCCUGUUUUGCUUUUCGGAGAUGCCAUGUCGAUUGUGUGGCACGAUUUCCAGCGGACGGCUGCUCAAUGCGUUCUCCUGGCAGGACCUGGAGUGCUGAUUGGGACAGCACUGAUGUACCUUGUGGCCAAGUACAUUUUUCCUUUUGGCUGGAGUGACUUCGAGUGCGCCGCGUUUGGCAGUGUUUUGGCAGCCACCGAUCCUGUGGCGGUGGUAGGUCUCUUGAAGGAGAUGGGAGCAAGCAGAGUCCUAACGAUGCAGAUAGCUGGAGAGUCCCUGCUCAAUGAUGGUGUGGCGAUUGUCGUGUGGCUUGUCUUUUUCAAUUUCAUGAAAGGAGGAGAGGCUGGUGCAGAGAUCCUCUGGAGCUUCUUGCGCCUAGUGACACUCACCAUCACUGUGGCCUACGUUUCUUUCUUUGUCGGAGAAAACGAGCUGAAAGUGAGCGGCGUGCUCGCGACCAUCUUCACGGCCCUCAUGGUGAGCAGAAUAUGCAAGCCACUUCUUUGUGACAAGGAUGGGCUUCAAGCGAUUUGGCACACUCUGGAGUUUUUUGGCAACACCAUCCUCUUCGUGCUGUGUGGUGUCUUUGCAUACACGGCAUGCAAGAAGGUGGAGUGGGCCGACUUUGCCUGGCUGGGUUUGUUGUACAUACUUGGGAACCUCGCUCGGGGCUUGAUGAUUGCGAUGCUGGCACCUCUCGUCAACUUGGUGGGCGGUUCUGACGUGACGCGGACCACUUGGAGAGAAUGCGUUGUCAUGACGUGGGGCGGCCUCCGAGGAGCCGUAGGUCUUGCCCUGGUGCUGUCAAUGCGAGAUUUGCUGAUACAACAGGGCAAGGAGUACACAGCAAACCUGAUGGUCUUCUUCAUCUCUGGCUUUGCAACGCUUACGCUGUUGAUCAAUGCCACCACCUGCAGCCUGCUCUUGAAGUACUUGGGUCUCACAAAGCCACUGGAGGCAGAGGGAUAUGAGGGAUCAAUGCUCUGGAGGAUGGCUGCUUCCAAGAAAGCCUUUAGCGAUUCCCUUGCCACUGAUGAACGCUUCAAAGCAGUUCACCAGCAUCUUGGCAUUCCAGUGAUGCAGCAAAGCUCGAUUCUCAAGAGCAUCAAGAGCUCCCGACAUCAUAUUCUCAGGCGAGAGCUGGAUAUGCUACUGGAGCAUCUCGAAGAAGAAUUGGGAGACCCUUCCCAGGACUGA